This is a messenger RNA of Psilocybe cubensis, 2559 nucleotides long. RefSeq lists its product as uncharacterized. The transcript has 3 exons. The coding region runs from base 1 to 2559 and encodes 852 amino acids. Lineage: Eukaryota; Fungi; Basidiomycota; Agaricomycetes; Agaricales; Agrocybaceae. The record is from RefSeq and is a predicted model, not a curated record.
AUGACGGACCUCACUGUGCUCGUGUCUCCAAUGCCACUGCAUCCAGUUCCAAGUGGAAAUUUCACAUUUGGCAGGCGUUCAUUUCGAGCACAGAACAGGCCGAUCAUGGUCACUCUUGAAACGGAAGUCGAUGAAGAGGCUGACGGGCAGAAACCUGUCGUGGAGUCUCCAACUAACGGAGAUUUUAUAGAUCCUCCCACAUCCCCUCCACGCAGGCCACGUCCGCCUAGAGUAGUAGAACCAGACCUCCUAGCACCACCUGUGAAUACGUGGAAGUCAAGGCCGAGACACCGACCUACGCGCUCACAAAGUGCUCCUCCAGAACGAAGAGUAGCACCUCCUGUUGACCUAUCUGCAUCUCAAGAGGAAGGAUCUCAAGAGCAAAAGGUGUUUUACAAAGAAGCUCUGGGUUUCAAGCAACGCAAUCCAAACAGGAGUUUUACUGCCUUCAACCUUAACCGGCAUACAAAUCAAGGAGGAGAGCUUGUCCGUCCACCUCCACCACUUCCUUAUCAAUCGCAAUUCAUAAUGUGGGUACAAAGCGUCUUCUUGUUCUUAGGGUCGACAUUCCCUCGCACCCUGGCCGCCGGUACUGUCAAUCCAGCGUGCUCCGCAGUAUCAACAUCAACUCAAUUUCCGGACAACGUCGACAUUCACUAUCUUGAGCCCAGGCAAUUAGUAACUCCGCCUGUACCAUUACCCACGAACCCCACAACGACGUCGACCUCAUUUGAUUUUUGGUGGCCUUUCCCAGCCGCCACGACCACCACCGCGAAUACUUCACCCCAAACUCUGAUUACCGUCCCGAUUGCACCGGUUGCAUCAGUUAUAGCUGGAAGCUCAAAUCUUCGCACUGAACCCUCUCUGACUUCCGACCUUUCUUUUGUCCCCAGUAUUGCUGCUCUCCCACCCACCGUCAGCACCACACUCUCCACCUCGUCCUCCGUAUCAUCGAGGCCACAGCCAGCAUCGAGUUCUUCAAGCCCCACACCAGUGUCCAAUGCCGUUGCAAAACCUUCAUCCAAGCUUGGGUAUCUAAUACCUAUCGUCUGCGGAUUCUCUAUUUUAAUUCUCGGCUUUGCCUGCUGGUUCAUUUACGGCUGUUGCACUCGGAGACCUCGUGUGCGUACUGACGACGGGGAACUGAUAAGUGGACCACCAUACAUAGGCAAUAAUGAAAAUGAUGCUCGCCGUGAUAUCGAGCUCCAGAGUUGUGGCUCAGAGGAUCCUGGGAUGCUUGAUAUACCGAAGAAGGGCAGCCGGAGGUUCAGUAGUCAGUUUAGGUGGCCCUCGUUCAAUGAACCACCGGCGUUUGACCCUGUGAAAGGGUUUUACGUGCCAGAUGAAUACAAAGACGAUGAAGAAGAUUAUUAUACCGCAUCUUUGCUAGUACCUCCGGCAGCAGGCAAUGUGCGGACUAAGUCGUCUCGGACUCAGAGAUCGACAGCUGCAGUGAAGAAACCCUCACCGAGUGCCGGUCCUUCUGGCGCUGCUUCUAUAUUUUCUGAUGCGACGUCAAUUGCUCUUCUCGAUAUGUAUGAAAGCGACGGUGAAGCAGAGGAAAGACGGAGGGCCCAGGAAGUUCCAUGGGAGAGCCUUCGGCAUAAGAGCAUCAAGCGUGGUAUACUCGAGCAGGUCCAAAAGGAGAAUAAAUGGAUGGACUCCAUCCGUGGUUCUAUUUCUCGCGGCUCUGCAUUUUUGAGCGGUCGUAGAAACAGCAAAAGGAGGGAAGAAGACGAGGAAAGGCUUGUUUCUGACACCGAGGGUCACAACGAAAACGAGAGAAGGAAUCUGCGAAGAUCUGUUGGGAAGAGACGCGGGCAUGUGCGAGCCGACUCCGAUCUGGUCAUCGACAGCGCAAAAUCAAAAGAGCUUGUCGAUCCUUCUGAAAACCCCAUCCCGGCCUUAAAACCAGUGAAAAUGAAAGGAUUACCUGAUGAUUCUUCAAACUUGACCCGUGGUCACCGAAGCUUUGUCCAACUCAAAGACGACCCAUCGGACAUCGACAAGUACACGCCCUUGCCUACCCGCACAACGGAGAAUCGUAGUCGUAGUCGCAGCCAAAGUCGCAGCCGUAGCUCAAGCCCUAUCAAACGACCAUCUGCUACCGCAACCUCUCGACCAACCUCUCAAGAGCGCAGAAGUCGGCCAAUUACCAGGGAUAUCCUCCCGAACAGUCCUUCCCAAAUAAUGUCUCCGCCAUUGGAGAGCCAGAUGUGCUUCACCCCUAUUCCUCCAUUGAUGGAGGUCAUGUUGAGUCCCGAGCCUGCUCGCAACAUGCGGAACAAAUCAAAAUCAUCUUCGUCAAAUAAGAGUGUCAUGUCAACCAAAACGUCUACACCCAGCCGAAAAUCGAGGAAGCUUCAUGCUCGCACGCCUCCUCAUCUCCCUUUUCCUGGAAGCGACAGCCUUAUGAAUCCCAAACCUGACGCCUACCGUGGACGCCUGCUGAAGAAGCGAAUGUUCGGCCCUUCGGGCACGGAUGCCUCAUCGUCGAGUAAGAAGCUGCCUGCUCGCCCGCCACAACGACAAGAUUCUGAUGUGUACAGGACUACCUAG